Messenger RNA from Helianthus annuus (common sunflower), 1999 nucleotides. RefSeq names its product imidazole glycerol phosphate synthase hisHF, chloroplastic. Gene Ontology annotation, biological process: L-histidine biosynthetic process. The record is from RefSeq and is a predicted model, not a curated record. Gene Ontology annotation, molecular function: imidazoleglycerol-phosphate synthase activity; oxo-acid-lyase activity. Bases 60 to 1808 code for a protein of 582 amino acids. The transcript has 19 exons. NCBI's taxonomy places the organism in Eukaryota, Viridiplantae, Streptophyta, Magnoliopsida, Asterales, Asteraceae.
UGGAUUUGAAACCGUCACCAGUAUUCUAGGUUCCACUUUUGAAGCGUUUGUAGACAGAAAUGGAGGCGGCGACGCUCAAUUCACCGCAGUUUACCACCCUUCACGGUCCGCUACGUUCACGGAGGUCUCUACUGAAGUUACACAGCAAUAGCAUUAGCUUCAAUUCUCCGGCAAAGUUCUCCGUUCGUGCCUCCGCCACUGGAGGCGGCGAUUCAGCUGUAACUCUGCUUGAUUAUGGUGCUGGUAAUGUUCAGAGUAUUAGAAAUGCAAUUCGGUAUCUAGGGCUCGAUAUCAAAGACGUUCAAACACCAGAGGACAUUUUAAAUGCUAAACGCCUUAUAUUUCCUGGGGUUGGAGCGUUUGCUGCAAUGAUGGAUGUGCUAAACCGAAAUGGGAUGGCUGAAGCACUUCACACAUACAUAGAGAAAGAUCGCCCAUUUUUAGGCAUUUGUCUUGGUCUGCAACUACUCUUUGAAUCAAGUGAAGAAAACGGUCCUGUGAAAGGUCUUGGUGUGAUUCCUGGGGUGGUUGGACGUUUCGAUUCCUCUAACGGUUGCAGAGUGCCUCAUAUCGGUUGGAAUUCAUUGAAAGUUAAUAAAGAUUCAGUUAUUUUAGAUGAUGUUGCAAAUUCCCAUGUAUAUUUUGUUCAUUCUUACCGUGCUGUCCCGUCAGAAGAAAACGAAGAGUGGAUUUCAUCCACUUGCAAUUACGGGAUUGAUUUCAUAUCAUCUAUUAGAAGGGGAAAUGUACACGCGGUUCAGUUUCACCCGGAGAAAAGUGGAGAUGUUGGUCUUUCAAUACUGCGGAAGUUCUUGUUACCAAAUUCUUCCAUAACUAAGAAGCCGUUGGAAGGGAAGGCUACAAAGCUCGCAAAGAGGGUAAUUGCUUGCCUUGAUGUGAGAACGAAUGAUAACGGUGAUCUUGUUGUUACUAAAGGAGACCAAUAUGACGUGAGAGAACAGACCAAAGAUAAUGAGGUGAGGAACCUGGGUAAACCAGUUGAACUUGCCGGACAGUAUUACAUAGAUGGAGCUGAUGAGGUUAGCUUUUUAAAUAUUACAGGGUUUCGUGAUUUUCCCCUGGGUGAUUUGCCAAUGUUGCAGAUCUUGAGGUACACGUCAGAGAAUGUUUUUGUACCACUAACAGUUGGUGGUGGUAUUCGAGAUUUCACCGAUGCAAAUGGCAGAUACUAUUCUAGUUUGGAAGUAGCUUCAGAAUAUUUCAGAUCUGGUGCAGAUAAGAUUUCUAUUGGAAGUGAUGCUGUUUAUGCUGCCGAAGAAUAUCUAAAAACAGGGAUAAAAACUGGAAAGAGCAGCUUAGAACAAAUAUCCAGAGUCUAUGGGAAUCAGGCAGUGGUAGUAAGCAUUGACCCUCGUAGACAAUAUUUGACCAGUCCUUAUGAGGUCGGAUUCAAAUCCGUUAAAGUAAGCAACUUAGGACCAAAUGGUGAAGAGUAUGCAUGGUAUCAGUGCACGGUGAAUGGUGGACGAGAGGGUCGACCAAUUGGUGCUUAUGAGCUGGCAAAAGCUGUUGAAGAAUUGGGAGCUGGGGAGAUACUGCUGAACUGUAUCGACUGUGAUGGUCAAGGACAGGGAUUUGAUAUCGAUUUGAUAAAGCUAAUUUCUGAUGCUGUGAGCAUUCCUGUAAUUGCGAGUAGUGGUGCUGGAAAAGCAGAACAUUUUUCGGAAGUUUUUUCAGAAACAAAUGCUUCUGCAGCUCUUGCUGCUGGCAUUUUUCAUAGGAAAGAGGUACCUAUCCAGUCUGUAAAAGACCAUCUAUUAAAGAAAGGAAUUGAAGUAAGGAUAUAGCUUCCAACCUAUCCGGUAAUAAAAUGAAGGCAAUGUUUCGAAUUCAUUUUUUUUACAACUUUAAUCGUAACUGUGAUCCUGUAUCCUGUAUCAAAUUUUCCUUCUGGAACCAAUAACUUUGACUUGAUUUCUGUUAGUUAUCGUACCGAAUUCAAACCUUCUAUUGAGCUCUUGAGCGAAUAAGUUUGACU